This is a messenger RNA of Geodia barretti, 2044 nucleotides long. The record is from the annotation of a GenBank genome assembly. Lineage: Eukaryota; Metazoa; Porifera; Demospongiae; Tetractinellida; Geodiidae.
AUGAGCUCUGCAUCUAACGACGGACAAAAGCUGCUCCAGUACCGCUGUGGCAGACAUCCACUCGCUUUUCUUCCGUCUGCUGAUCUGGUGGCCACGUUUCGACCUUCGACCUCCGUGGCUCCGUCCCUUCUCCAUGGCUGGGAGGGGUGGUCCGCGAGCUGCGCGGUCACUGACGGCUCCGACUUCACCCACAGGGAAAAGGUGGCGAGUCACUACCAGACGAGCGUGGUGCUCAAAUACAGAUUCAAACUUUUGCUCUGCGUCCAGUCAGCUCUCGCAGUCCUUUGUCUCGCCGUUGGCUUCCUCGUCCGCUACGACUACUGCUUCCUCCUCACUUUUUCUGGCUACCUCGUGGGAGUUCCACUUGCCUACCUUUCCCUAAGGAAGAACAACGUCGGUUUCAUCAACACGUAUGGGACGGCUUGCUCCAUGCUCGGUGUCUUCCCCAUGAUGUUCAUCAUCUAUCUAUCAGUCUGGACCGGUACUCUGGAUAGAUAUAGGACACUGAGACUCGUGUCAGCUACACUAGUGGUAGUGGCGAACGCACUGGGGAUGUUCAUCGCCAAGAACCUCAUGAUUGCAUGGACAAACAAAACCAAGAAAGGCGGGGCUCAUUUCGUGCGCGGAGGUGUGCAUAAAACAGGUUUUGCAAGACAAGUUCUGGACACUACAUACAAGGCCAACAACCAGCUGGAAAGGAAAGAACGAAGAGAGAGAGGCAAAGCGAUGACUGACACUGUGAAACUAGCGCUGUGUGGAUUCGGGCGGGCGGGAAAGGUACACUUUCGCGGGAUACGAAGCAACCAUCGCUGUCAAAUCAAGUACAUCGUGGACUGCUUCGAGGACCCGGCCGUUCUCAAGAGCGUCAGCUCCGUGUUGGUAGAGUAUCGAAUGCUGGGCUCCGUGAAACUGGUCAAGACGAGCGAAUACAAAAGCGUCGUUCUGUCGGACAGCGACCUCCACGGGGUGGUAGUGACGACGCCCACCCCGCACCACGAAUCUUACGUCGUGAGCGCGCUGCGAGCGAAGAAGGCGGUCUUCUGCGAGAAGCCGCUCGCCUCGGACAUCGGCGGUGUCAUGCACGCCUACCACAUCGCCGAGAGGGACAACCUACCGCUCUUCUGCGCCUUUCAAAGACGUUUCGACCCGGGCAUGUCCAAGCUUCGACACAACGUGGCGGAGGGGAAGAUUGGUAGGGUGUUCAGCUCAAAUCUACUCAGUAGGGACUCUCCUAGACCAUCCAUUGAGUACCUCAAGACUUCUGGAGGGAUGUACCACGACACGGCAGUCCACGACAUUGACAUGCUGUGCUGGAUAGUAGGAGAAGAGCCGGUCGGGGUGUUUGCUCAGGGUUCUGUCUUUGACCCCGAGAUUGCCAGUGUGGGGGACGUGGACACUAUUGCUAUAACUCUCAAGUUCCCCAGUGGAGCCCUGGCUGUGUCAGAUCUCAGUCGACAUGCUUCAUAUGGAUACGACAUGAGAUUAGAGGCUUUUGGAGAGAAGGGUGUUCUGCUGUGUGAGAAUGUCCACGAAGAUCCCUGCCUCCACUACUCGAGCUCCUCUGGUUCCUCUGCCAGCCUUAUCCAAUACUCCUUUGCCGAGAGGUUCAAAGUUGCGUACGAGCGAGAGAUGGACCAUUUUGUUGACCUGAUCCUGGACCCAUCCACCGAGUGUGCCGUCAGUCGAGACGACGUGCUACUCUCUACGCGGAUUGCCAAUGCCUGCUGACGGUCUCAGAGAGAAGGCGAAUGGUGGAACUGAGCCUAUACCAACACCGUACAGAAUGGAUAUAACAGCGUCAUAGAGUCAUAAGUUUUUAACUCAUGUAAUGAUAUUAUUCGUGUACAGGGUAUUAAUAUUUCACAACGUAAUAGUUGACUCUUGCUCUAUUAUCUUGCCUUACCUUGAUGUCCUUUGCCCCUUCCUACUCUCCGGUUUAAUCAUUGAUCUCGCAGGUUAUUAUGCAAAAGAUGUACCAACAUUUUAACAUUCUUUGUUCACUUGGGUUAUCAUUUCAAGUGAAGUUUUAUGAAAAUCGCCAUUA